Messenger RNA from Miscanthus lutarioriparius, 678 nucleotides. The record is from the annotation of a GenBank genome assembly. Lineage: Eukaryota; Viridiplantae; Streptophyta; Magnoliopsida; Poales; Poaceae.
AUGCUCGGAUUGGCAAAGAGAAUCAACGCCAAGUUCCUCCUCACCAGUACCAGUGAGGUCUAUGGUGAUCCCCUCCAGCACCCGCAGGUGGAGACUUACUGGGGCAAUGUCAAUCCCAUCGGUGUCAGGAGCUGUUACGAUGAGGGCAAGCGUACAGCUGAAACGUUGACCAUGGAUUACCACCGUGGUGCCAACCUUGAGGUUAGGAUCGCACGUAUCUUCAACACAUAUGGCCCUCGCAUGUGCAUUGACGAUGGCCGUGUUGUUAGUAACUUUGUUGCUCAGGCACUGAGGAAGGAGCCCUUGACUGUUUAUGGUGAUGGAAAGCAAACCAGGAGUUUCCAAUAUGUUUCUGAUCUGGUUGAGGGUCUGAUGAAGCUGAUGGAAGGCGAUCAUGUAGGACCAUUCAACCUGGGUAACCCUGGCGAGUUCACCAUGCUUGAGCUUGCCAAGGUUGUCCAGGACACCAUCGACCCCAAUGCACAGAUCGAGUUCCGUCAGAACACCCAGGACGACCCACACAAGCGCAAGCCCGACAUCAGCCGUGCCAAGGAGCUCCUUGGGUGGGAGCCGAAGAUCCCCCUCCGUGAGGGCCUUCCCCUCAUGGUCAACGACUUCCGCAAGCGCAUCUUCGGCGACCAAGACACCGCCGCCACCACUGGAAACCAGCAAGGUUAG